Messenger RNA from Rotaria sp. Silwood2, 489 nucleotides. The record is from the annotation of a GenBank genome assembly. Lineage: Eukaryota; Metazoa; Rotifera; Eurotatoria; Philodinida; Philodinidae.
AUGACUUAUAUUAAUUUGAUUCUAUUUUUAUCUUUUCUACUUCUUCAACUGACAAUUGUAGUUACUCAAGUAUCGUGGGAAAAUUGUGAAAGCAAGUCAAAUGAUAUCAAACUACUAAAUCUAACAAUAAGUCCAGAUCCAAUUGUGGCUCCUGGAUCGGUUUCUAUAACAAUAACUAUUUAUACUAAUCAAAAUUUGACAAGUCCGUUAAAGGCAACAGUGUCAUUAAGAAAGAAAAUUUUUAUAAGUUAUGUUUCCGUUCCUUGCUUCAGUAUUGGCUCAUGUACAUAUGAUGAUCUUUGUAGUCUUUGUAUACAAUGUAAAUGUCCAAUGGAAGAAGGAGUACAUAUAUUGAAUCUUCCAAUUAAAAUUGAUUCUGCAUCAUGGAUGGCUGCUGGAAAUUACCAAGCACAAAUUGAUUUAGAAACUAGUUCAAAAGGAAAAGGUUGUGCCAAAAUUAAUAAUAUAUCUAUUAAAAUAAAUAAAUGA